AUGUCAGAAGUACUUCCAGUUGAUUCUGGCGUGGACGCAUUGGCCGUGUUUAUGGCAAGCGGCAGCACGACGGACGUUGUGAACCGCAACAGCCCCGCCACCCCGCCAAACACCCUUAACCUGCGCUCCUCUCACAAUGAACUUCUGAAUGCAGAGAUCAGGCACACGGAGACCAAGAACAGCACUCCUCCGAAAUGCAGGAAAAAAUACGCGCUGACUAAUAUUCAGACAGCCAUGGGUCUUUCCGAUCCAGCAGCUCAGCCCCUUCUGGGCAACAGCUCUGCAAAUAUAAAGCUGGUGAAGAAUGGAGAGAACCAGCUCAGGAAAGCUGCCGAGCAGGGACAGCAGGAUCCCAACAAAAACCUCAGUACCACUGCGGGCAUAAACGUAACUUCUGAGAAGUUUGAAGGCAAAGAGCCGAUCCCGCAGGAUUCCUCUGGCUGUGAGAUAUUGCCCUCGCAGCCAAGGAGGACCAAGAGCUUCCUGAAUUAUUACGCGGAUCUAGAGACAUCUACUAGAGAGCUAGAGCAGAGUUUUGUUGCGAUGGAAGAGAAAUCUACACAAAGCAACAGCCAGGCUUCUACUCUUAUUGUCAAUGGGGAAGUCCUGCCCCGGAAACAAAACCAGCUGUCAAGCCCAGAGGAUGGCCAAGUUGCCACAGUGUCCUCAAGCCCAGAGACUAAGAAAGACCACCCCAAAACUGGGGCCAAAACAGAUUGUGCCCUCCAUAGGAUUCAAAACCUGGCCCCAAGCGAUGAGGAUUCCAGCUGGACCACGUUGUCCCAGGACAGCGCCUCGCCGAGCUCACCCGAUGAAACAGCAGAUAUCUGGAGUGAUCAUUCAUUUCAGACAGACCCAGACUUACCACCUGGCUGGAAGAAAAUCAAUGACAUUGCUGGGAUCUACUACUGGCACAUACCAACAGGAACAACUCAGUGGCAGCGUCCCGUGUCCAUUCCCACAGAUCUCCAGGACUCACGAAAAGGAUCGCUUGGUUCCAUUACUCCAUCUCCUACUCCAGAAACUGAG
Apaloderma vittatum (bar-tailed trogon) is the source of this 1029-nucleotide messenger RNA. RefSeq names its product amyloid beta A4 precursor protein-binding family B member 2-like. Gene Ontology annotation, molecular function: amyloid-beta binding; transcription factor binding. Gene Ontology annotation, biological process: regulation of DNA-templated transcription. The annotation marks the transcript as partial. Lineage: Eukaryota; Metazoa; Chordata; Aves; Trogoniformes; Trogonidae. Gene Ontology annotation, cellular component: nucleus; cytoplasm. The record is from RefSeq and is a predicted model, not a curated record. The transcript is spliced from 3 exons.